Messenger RNA from Mytilus californianus (California mussel), 1428 nucleotides. RefSeq names its product alpha-1A adrenergic receptor-like. Gene Ontology annotation, molecular function: alpha1-adrenergic receptor activity. The record is from RefSeq and is a predicted model, not a curated record. Gene Ontology annotation, cellular component: membrane. Lineage: Eukaryota; Metazoa; Mollusca; Bivalvia; Mytilida; Mytilidae. The transcript is spliced from 3 exons. The coding region runs from base 1 to 1428 and encodes 475 amino acids. Gene Ontology annotation, biological process: phospholipase C-activating G protein-coupled receptor signaling pathway; positive regulation of cytosolic calcium ion concentration; cell-cell signaling.
AUGGUAGACUCAGCAAAACAAGUAGCUGCACCAGAAGUGUCACAGAUUAAGGAAUUUAUAUUUCCUACUUUAGAAGUACACGUUUCUGUGAUUGUUGGAAUAGUUUUAGGAUUAAUUAUUAUAGGGACAAUUUUUGGAAAUAUUUUAGUACUACUUGCUGUAUUUUAUAACAUCCAUUUAAGAAGUACGACAAACUUUUUCAUAGUCAAUCUUGCCGUUGCAGACUUGCUUUUAGGUAUAUUAGUUUUACCAUUUUCGGCUACAUUAGAAAUACUCGGAUAUUGGCCAUUUGAGCGACAGUUCUGUGAAAUAUGGGCUGCUGUGGAUGUUUUAUUGUGCACGGCUUCGAUAACGACCCUAUGCGUAAUAAGCGUUGACCGAUAUAUUGGCGUCACCCGACCCCUACGACACUCAUCAAUCAUGACAGAAUCACGAGCUUUUAUAGUCAUAGCGGUCGUAUGGAUAUUAUCCGCGGCCGUUUCCCUUGGGCCUUUACUCGGAUGGAGGAAAGAACCUGAUCCUGACUCCCGGAGAUGCUUAGUCAAUGACGACAAGGGGUACGUCAUAUUUUCGGCUGCGUUUUCGUUCUACAUUCCAAUGAUAACAAUUGUGCUGCUAUAUUACCGUAUAUACCGCGAAGCUGUGAAGCACACUCGCUGCCUUAUGGCUGGUGUCAAAAUCUCUAAAGACCAAGAGACCAUCACUUUACGGGUCCACAUAGGAAGACAUAACAGCCACGGUGUUGUUCAAAGUGUACCUUGUCGAACAAAUGGUCACUCAGACCAUGUCAUGUAUUUUUCAUCUCGUCCUAAUUUUAAACAGAAUAUUUCCAAUAAAAUUGCCAAGUUUAAAAGAGAGAAAAAAGCAGCGAAAACAUUAGGAAUUGUGGUUGGUGUAUUUGUUCUGUGCUGGUUUCCAUUCUUUUUCUGUUUACCUUUAGGUGCCUUAUGUCAAUUCUGCUAUAUUCCGGAGAUUUUGUUUAAAGUGGCUUUCUGGCUUGGGUAUUGUAAUUCUAUGAUAAAUCCGAUUAUAUACGCUUGUUCAAGCAAAGAAUUUAAAAAUGCAUAUUGUAGAAUAAUAAAGUGUCAGUGCCGACAGAGACGACGACACUUUGGACAUCGACGACAGUGUUCGAUGAAUACGUCUUUCUCGGAGCUCAAAGGAUCAUUUCAUGGUUCUCCUAGACAUCAAAAUGUUAACCACUAUAACAAAAAUGAUAUGGAAUUAAGCAAGGGCGACGAAAUGGUUAAUUUGUACCAAUAUUCAAAUGGAGGUACACCGAACUCAAAGGAGGUAUCUUCCACUACGCUCAAAAGUGAUUAUGACGAUUAUCAUUCCGGAAAUUACGAUCAGGAUCAAAUAGACGCUUUACGUAUUGAACAGAUGGAGCGUAACUAUAAUUCUUAUAACGUUAUUUCUGAUGUCUAA